Rattus norvegicus (Norway rat) is the source of this 552-nucleotide messenger RNA. RefSeq names its product oligosaccharyltransferase complex subunit 4, non-catalytic (gene Ost4). The record is from RefSeq and is marked validated. Gene Ontology annotation, biological process: protein N-linked glycosylation. The coding region runs from base 171 to 284 and encodes 37 amino acids. NCBI's taxonomy places the organism in Eukaryota, Metazoa, Chordata, Mammalia, Rodentia, Muridae. Gene Ontology annotation, cellular component: endoplasmic reticulum membrane; oligosaccharyltransferase complex B; oligosaccharyltransferase complex A. The transcript has 2 exons.
UUGGUGUGGCAGUAGGGUCGGAGUCGGGUGGAGCUAGUCAGGUGAGACGCUCCCAGGCUUCGUUUCACAGGCGAACCCGGAGGAGGUUGGAUCGUGGUGGCAAGGAUCUAGCCUGGUGAGAGAGCAAGGAGUGUCCGAACCGAGGCUCAGUCCUUCCCCUUGUCCACAGGAUGAUCACGGACGUGCAGCUCGCCAUCUUCGCCAACAUGCUGGGCGUGUCGCUUUUCUUGCUUGUGGUCCUCUAUCACUACGUGGCAGUAAAUAACCCCAAGAAGCAGGAAUGAAAGUGGCGUUUUCUCCGCCCCAGGCUUCCAGGACAUAGUCUGAGGCAAGAUGGAGGGUGUGAGGGGCCUUCACACUUCACUUCAUCUCUCCUACCCAUCACAGCAUACAAAGCAACUACACCUGGAUUUUUCCAAACAACUUUUAUUUCCUCAAAGUCUUCCUUAACCCUAUGGAACAAGAAGCUGCCACUGAAUAGGGCCCAGUAUAGGGGCUGCUUUCUUUUCUACUCCCUCCCCCCAAUACAAAAAUAUAGAUAUAUAUAUAUUU